AUGGCAACCACGAUUCGCCUGCAAGAGAAUGCUGUUCCUUCCUCGAGUCCUGCCUUUGGAACGCCUGUUCAUCCCAUCAAUCCUCGAGAUAAACGACCUGCGAUUCCUCCGCCAGCAUUCAAGCCUUCGAUUCCUACCAUUCUACCAAUCCUCCUCCCACCUGCCAGUCUGAGACCUUUGGCCUUUCGAACAUUCACAAAGAAACAUAACCUCACCCUCAGCUCUCCCGCUUUACAAUCACUAGCUACCUUCAUCGGUAAACACUGCGGCUCUGGAUGGCGUGAACGAGGAACCGCAGAGGGUGUCCUCGAAGAAGUCGCAAAAGCUUGGAAAAAGAGUGGUGGUAGCUUGAUUGUCAAUGAUGGCUCCUUGCUCAAGAAUAUUCUCAAGACUAUCGAGAGCCUGAUGACCGGCGGCAAGGUUACUCAAACAAAAUCAAAUCUCAGCAGACAAAGUAGUUUUGCUUUCGCUGGUGAGAGUCAAGACCUUUCAAGACGAUCAAGUCUGGUCGACACUUCUUUCCAGUCACAAGAUGUUGGAGAAGAUGAUGAUGAUGCAGACAUUCAAGAUCCUCGAGCAUGGAUCAAGGUUGUCAGUGCCAACGAACAGCCCAGGUUGAGCUACAAUAUUCACAAGAAGCACUUUGAGAAGAUCACGACAAAAUCCUCUCUCCUUCCUUCACCAACUCACAGGACACAACUCUUCCGCGAUCGUUUCAACCUAAUCCAUCAGCGUCUGAUGCGCAAUGAAGCCUUCCAAGCUCCUGCAAUCGCCAACACUCGCUCGCUGAAACGUCAAGAUUCAACUUCUAUACAGCAAUUUUACAAAAUUACCCCUAUUGCAAACCUCUUGGGUAGAAAUGGCAGUAACCAUGUCUUGCUCGGCAUGCUGGUCAUCACCCCUACUGGCACUCUGGCAUUGAACGAUUUGACUGGAAGCAUCACUCUGGACUUGCAGCAUGCGAAACCUCUGCAAGGCCUGGACUCAUCAUGGUUUUGUCCUGGCAUGAUCGUCUUGAUCGAAGGUGUAUACGAAGAGGAAUACUCAGGAGCCGGUGCUAGUGGCCUGGGUGCUUCCACUGGUGUCGGUGGUACUAUUGGAGGAAAGUUUAUCGGUUUCAGCAUCGGCGGUCCUCCAUCUGAAAAACGUAACGCAACACUAGGCAUUGCCGACUCGUCAAAACAACCAGAUGUCGGUCUUGGAGGUGGCUUUGGCUGGACAGACUUCCUCGGCCUGGGUAGUGAGAAGGUCAUGGGAGCUAAGAUGCGUAAACUGGAGAAACGCCUUCUCGCACCUACAGAAGAGCAAGCCUCUCAACAACGCAAGAUGGUCAUACUAGGCGAGAUUAACCUGGAUGACCCAUCGUCACUAGAGGCUUUGCGUGCUGUUCUGCGUGUGUACGCUGCAGAGGAUGAACUCACGCCUUUAUGUUUCAUGCUCGUAGGCAAUUUCGUCAGCCAUCCAGUCAUGGCUGGUGGCGGUAGUGGCGGCAGCAUCGAGUACAAAGAGUACUUCAAUGACCUUGCCACUGUACUCUCAGACUUCCCUGCACUCUUACGAACUUCAACAUGGGUCUUCGUUCCUGGCGACAACGAUCCUUGGGCUUCUGCCUUCAGUGCUGGAGCCAGCAAUCCUGUUCCACGCCCUCCCAUCCCUGGUCUCUUCACUAGUCGCGUCAAGCGUGCUUUCGUUGCUGCCAAAUCAGAAGCACCUCUCCCAAAGUCAGAUGACAGCAACGUACCUGUCGAGCCAAUCUGGACAUCCAACCCCGCGCGUGUAUCGAUCUUCGGUCCAGCCCACGAAAUCACGGUCUUCCGCGACGACAUCUCCAGUCGUCUACGCCGCAAUGCAAUAACCUUUGGCAAAGCUACUACCGCAGAGGACGAAGACGAUGAAAUGGCCGAUUCAGCGCCUGCGGAGAUCCCUACACCCACGCAAAUCGCCCGUAAACUCGUUCUGUCGCUGCUCCCACAGUCAAAUCUUUCACCCUUCCCUUUGUCUACGCGACCAGUGCUCUGGGAUCAGGGCAGCGCUAUGAGCCUGUACCCUCUUCCGCAUACUCUGGUCUUGGCUGAUGCCGAAGCACCGGCAUUUGCAGUCACGUUCGAGGGCUGUCAUGUCCUAAACCCUGGACGACUUUGUAGAGAUGAGGGAAGAGGUAGACGGGUAGCUUGGAUCGAGUAUGAUUGCUGGGCUAAAAGAGGUGAAGUCAAGGAUAUUUGGUCAUCGUGA
Molecule: messenger RNA, 2232 nt
Organism: Aureobasidium melanogenum CBS 110374
Lineage: Eukaryota; Fungi; Ascomycota; Dothideomycetes; Dothideales; Saccotheciaceae
Exons: 1
Coding region: 1-2232 (743 amino acids)
Biological process (GO): DNA-templated DNA replication; error-prone translesion synthesis
Cellular component (GO): epsilon DNA polymerase complex
Molecular function (GO): DNA binding
Source: RefSeq, a predicted model, not a curated record